This is a messenger RNA of Trichoplusia ni (cabbage looper), 1579 nucleotides long. RefSeq names its product submandibular gland secretory Glx-rich protein CB-like. Bases 319 to 1242 code for a protein of 307 amino acids. The transcript has a single exon. The record is from RefSeq and is a predicted model, not a curated record. NCBI's taxonomy places the organism in Eukaryota, Metazoa, Arthropoda, Insecta, Lepidoptera, Noctuidae.
AUGUUUUAAUAUCUUUUUGUUGACACUUUCUAUUAUCAAUGCAAUCCGGGAUAGGAAAAAUUGACCGGGACCGAAUCCUAUACUUGGUUUCCUCACUAUGUUAUCCUUUCCGAUUGGCAGUUGUUCUCGAAUUUACAUGGUACAUGUGCUGCCGGAUCUAAGCACUUUCAUAAAAAUCUAUACAAAAAGAAAGGGCAACCCUCGUGGGUUGACCUUUCUAUAGCUUAAGUUUUAAGUUCAUAUACGAAUAUGAACUAUUUGCUUCCUUCGACUAAAAUGAAAACGACUAAAUUUGAUAUUUCUUUGUAAUUUCCAGUAAUGCCAGAUGUCACCAUAAUAAUGCUAACGUUAUGCUCUGUGAAAAUCGCCCACUCAAGCAAAUGGCCAAAUCGAACUAAACUCUCUCAAGCAGGCAGCAACCAUUGGCCAGACCCUGAAAAUGACCCAUUGAUGUAUGUCGCGAACCCAGUAGAAGCCGAUUUACCUGGACACUGGCUUCCACUGAGUGUGCUCAAAGCUGUUCUAGAGAAAGGUACUACACUUCCACCUAAGGAAGAACGUGCUGUAUUUAAAAAAACACAUACCGUAAAGCCACCACAAAACAACAAAACUCAACAGAAAAAAGAAACAGAAGAAUCUAGUGUAAACACAGAAGUAGAAACCGUAGAGGAAUCUAGUGAGGAAACCGAGGCAACACAGGAGGCAACUGGUGAAAGCUCAGAGGAGGCAAGCGAGAACAGUUCUGAAAGAGAGACGACGCAAGAAAAAACAACGCAAGAAGAGUCGGAGCAAGAGGAAAACACGAACGAAGAAUCAGAGCAUGAGCACCCAACGAAAGAGGAUUCAGAGCCACAGGAAUCAACAAAAGAGGAGUCAGAUCUAGAGGAAUCAACAAAAGAGGAAUCAAACCCAGUGGAAUCAACAAAAGAACAUUCAGACCCAGUGGAAUCAACAAAAGAACAUUCAGACCCAGUGGAAUCAACAAAAGAACAUUCAGACCAAGUGGAAUCAACAAAAGAGGAGUCAGAGCCAGAGGAAUCAACAAAAGAGGAGUCAGAGCCAGAGGAAUCACCGAAAGAAGAGUCACAUCAAGAACCAGAGAUAGAAACAACGACAUUUAAAGACUUAGAUCCAAUUAAAACUGACGUGGAAACACUUAAGGGUGCAUUAGAUGGUCCUGCGAAUAUGGCUCCAAAACGCAAGAAAAAGCCGGUGGCCAGUAGUAACAAUUGGUUAUUGUAACUUUAACUUACUCCAUGGUAGAUCGUAGUCUUAUUCUUACACAUUGUAUAAGACUUCAACGUGUGCUGAUACCAAAAGUAGUAUUAUUCUAAGCUAUUUAAUAUUUAAUGCUUAGUCGUGCUAGUAUUAUAACUUAUUAUUUGUUGAACCUACUAUAUUUUACUCGAAUAUUUCUUAAUGCCUAUUAUAUUUUUUCAGGUUUUUUUCUUAUGUGGUAAAUAAACUUAAUAGCUAAAUAAAUCUGCUAGUAGCCGUGGUACACUGUAACUAUAAGGUACCAAACAGUAGCCAGUAGGACAAUUAUUUGUGUGAUCCACUAUCGCUUGUCCUGAGUCUG